This is a messenger RNA of Mucor velutinosus, 300 nucleotides long. RefSeq names its product 60S ribosomal protein L30. The record is from RefSeq and is a predicted model, not a curated record. NCBI's taxonomy places the organism in Eukaryota, Fungi, Mucoromycota, Mucoromycetes, Mucorales, Mucoraceae. The transcript has a single exon. The coding region runs from base 1 to 300 and encodes 99 amino acids.
AUGCAAGGUGAUAUACCCGCUAGUAUCCAAGUACUCAAUUACCGAGAGAAAUCUAUACUCUCGCCAGUCAAGCUAAUGACCAAAAUGACACGAAAAUACACCAGAAGAGGUAGAAUAAGUCAUUUUGAAAUAUCUGGUUACGUGCAAUUAAAGCACAAUUACGAGUUUGGAUCCAUGCUAUACGGCGGUAUGUUGGGUUUAGCCAUUCGUCGUGGAUCUCAUCUGCAACAAAUCAACAUGCAACGUGUACAGCAGGCAUAUCUCGAAUUAUGCGAUCACAAUCCAAUGUUACGUCAAUAA